AAUGGAGUCUCUCUGCAUGAAAGAAUAAUUAAAAAAAAAACAUCACAAUCUCUUUCCAUUUCUGAGAGCUAAAAAACCUCUCUCUCUUUCUCUUUGAUUCGAGUUUCCAAAAAUGGAAGGUUUGUGUUUAAACUCUUUCACUCGUUUUUUACUCUUAUUGUUCGUUUUCUUGGUUUUUUCUCAUAAAUGGCAACGAGCCAACGCAAGCGAACCGGUUUUGGAGCUAGUAAAAGGCUUUGAAGCUAUACCGGACUCGUCCAUCGACUCGUUUCAGCCUCUCCUCACUGACCCAAACGGUAACUUUUCAUUCGGGUUCUUACGGGUAAACGGGUCACGACUCUCUCUCGCCGUAACCCACCCGAAUUUAACGGAUCCACUCUGGGUUUUCGACCCGAACCGUUCAGCUAGCUGGUCGCAUAAAACGACACUCUUCUUCAAUGGCAGCCUCGUAAUUACCGACCCUUCAUCGAGGUUAGAAUGGUCAACUCACACUAGCGGAGACCGACUAAUCCUCCGUAACGACUCAAAUCUCCAAGUGGUUAAAACGUCGUCGUUCGUCGAGUGGGAGAGUUUUGAUUUUCCCGGAAAUACCCUUGUCGAGAACCAGAAUUUCACAUCUGCCAUGGCUUUGGUUUCACCCAACGGUUUAUAUUCGAUGCGGUUAGGUAGCGAUUUCAUCGGUUUAUAUGCUAAAGUCAGCGAAGACUUUCAACAGUUUUACUGGAAACACAGUGCUCUUCAAGCUAAAGCCAAAGUCAAAGACGGAGCCGGUCCAAUUCUUGCUCGGAUUAACCCGAAUGGUUAUCUCGGUAUGUACCAAACCGGAAAUAUACCAAUCGAUGUUGAAGCGUUCAAUAGUUUUCAAAGACCGGUCAACGGUUUACUAAUUCUCCGAUUAGAAUCCGACGGGAAUCUCCGGGGAUAUCUUUGGGAUGGAUCUCACUGGGCAUUGAAUUACGAAGCAAUUCGAGAAACUUGUGAUCUACCAAAUCCGUGUGGUCCGUAUAGUCUCUGUACUCCUGGAUCGGGUUGUUCGUGUAUUGAUAACGGAACCGUGAUCGGAGAGUGUAAUCACGAGAAUUCAUCGCCGGCGGAUUUUUGUGGUAAGACGGCGGCGUUUAAAGUGGUGAGACGUGACGGCGUUGAAGUGCCGUUUAAGGAGCUAAUGGAACACAAAACGACGUCGUCGUUGGGAGAGUGUGAGGAGAUGUGUGUGGAUAACUGCAAGUGUUUCGGGGCGGUUUAUAAUAACGGGUCUGGGUUUUGUUAUUUGGUUAAUUACCCGAUUCGGACGAUGUUGGGUGUUGCGGAUCCGAGUAAAUUGGGGUAUUUUAAGGUACGUGAAGGUGUAGGGAAGAAGAAGAGUCGAGUAGGAUUAACGGUUGGGAUGUCUUUGCUAGCUGUGAUUGCGUUGGUCUUAAUGGUGGCGAUGGUUUAUGUUGGGUUUAGGAAUUGGAGUAGAGAGAAACGGGUACUAGAGGAAGAUAAUGGGCUAUCACCCGGCCCGUAUAAAAAUCUCGGGUCGGAUAGUUUUAAUUCCGUUGAAAUGAGUCGGAGAUGAUAGCUUUCUAGUUUUUUCUUUUCUCAUAAUAUUUUUACAAGAGGUAUGUAUUUUACACAUAGUAUAAAAUUAACUUCUUUUU
Messenger RNA from Arabidopsis arenosa, 1643 nucleotides. The record is from the annotation of a GenBank genome assembly. NCBI's taxonomy places the organism in Eukaryota, Viridiplantae, Streptophyta, Magnoliopsida, Brassicales, Brassicaceae.